AUGGAACUCGUUCUCGAUUUCUUUAGACUUUUACUCGAAUGGCAUUCAAAAUUUGGAGACACGUAUCAACUAUGGAUUGGUCUUCGACCAUUCAUAGCAAUGGCUGAUGCUGAUCAUAUUCAGCAAAUUUUGAAGUCUACAGUUCAUAUUGACAAGAAUUUGGAGUAUAACCUACUGCUUCCGUUUAUCGGUACAGGACUAGUGACCAGUACAGGAUCGAAAUGGCAUACAAGAAGAAAGUUAUUGACACCAACAUUUCAUAAAAAGGUUCUCGAGGGAUUCUUACCAUUAAUAGAAAAACAGAUUAAAACCUUAGUAAAGGUGUUAAGAAAAGAGGUAAAUAACGUUAAUGGAUUCGAUAUAAAGCCCUACGCCAAAUUGGCCGCACUAGAUACCAUCGGCAGCACAGCCAUGGGAUGUGAGAUAAACUCACAGGAGAAUUCCGAACUGGAAUAUGUUAAAGCUCUGGACGAGCUUACUGCAAUCAUGCAGAAACGGUUUAUAACACCAUGGUUGAAACCAAAUUUAUUAUUCAACUUAACAUCUCUUAGUAAAAGACAAAAGGCAUGUAUAGACGUCAUCCAUACAUUCACAAGAAAGGUUAUAAAAGAGAGGAAGGACAAUUUUAGACUAUUCAACAAUCAGACAUCAGAUGCAAAUAAAAAUGAAAUUCACCAUGAAAAAAAACCUAAUAGAGCAUUAUUAGAUUUAUUGAUAGAAGUGUCCGAAGACGGAACAGUAUUAAGUGAUGAGGAUAUUCAAGAAGAAGUUGACACUUUCAUGUUUGCGGGAGUUGAUACAACUUCUGUCACUUUGUCUUUUAUAAUGUAUGUCUUGGGUAAACAUCCACAUGUACAAGAUAAAAUAGUGGAAGAAUUAAACCAAAAAAUUCCGAAUUUCGGUGAUGGGAACUUAACAGUGAAUAUGUUAAGCAGUCUUGACUAUUUGGGGAGAACAAUCAAAGAAGUUCUACGACUUUAUCCAUCCGUCCCAUUUAUUGGUAGACAAAUAUACAAACCACUCACAAUUGGUGAUCACACUAUUUUGCCAGGGACGUCAAUUUUCAUAAACGUGUUUGCUUUACACAGAAAUGAAAAACAUUUUGAGAACCCGGAAAAGUUUGAUCCUGACCGAUUUUUAGAGGAAAAAAAAGAAGAGCGACAUCUUUUUGCCUUCGUACCGUUUAGUGCAGGAUCGAGGAACUGUAUUGGACAAAAGUUCGCAAUGAUCGUUCUCAAAAUAGCUGUCGCCACAGUUAUAAAAUCAUACAGAGUUAAGUCAAUAGACCCAGAAGAAAAGUUGGGGCUUGUUGGGGAAAUCGUAUUGAACGCACUGAACGGAAUCCACGUGACACUCGAAGAACGGACGUAG
Macrosiphum euphorbiae (potato aphid) is the source of this 1371-nucleotide messenger RNA. The record is from the annotation of a GenBank genome assembly. NCBI's taxonomy places the organism in Eukaryota, Metazoa, Arthropoda, Insecta, Hemiptera, Aphididae.